GUCUGUAGAACAGAAAAGAUCUGAGAUAUUUUGAUCGUGCGCAUCAGUUUCUUCUUGCUCUUUUUGUGAGACUUACUUUAAAUGGUAACACUGUAACGAUUUUAUUUCUAAUGCUAGAAGGCUGCAACAGUUAAUAUCUUACUUGCUGUGUGAAGAACCUUAAGUUGAAGAACGUUCUGAAGCUGUCCCUGCUCUUUGGAAGUUCAAGACUGAUCCAAACAAAUUUAUAAAGUAAGAAACAAAAUCUGCAGAUUGCAUGUCAACACUGUGUAAACCACUUAUUUGUUUAUUGCAACCCACUGCUUUCAAAGUUUGUCACAGAAUGAGACCAAGGAAAAAGGUUGAAACUAAAAAUGUUUAUUAAACUCAGAAAAAGCUGAACUUCUUACAUGCUAACACAGCCGAUAACAUYGCCAUAUGUGCUCAGAUUGAAGCAAUAAAAGCGAAACUCAGCAAAAAUGAAACCUAUUAUUACCUCAUUGGUUGCUUGGGAAAUUGCGUCACCACCACUUCCUUGGUUUACCACGUAAAUGGUUAUUGGUUGGAUCCUGUGUCAUUCACCAGAGCAAGAAUACGCUUGCUAUCUGUUCCAGUACCCCCCAGAGGGGCGGUGUUUUAAGAUGUUUACGGAUGCCCCGAGCCCCGCUCGCUCGGGAAAUGUUUAGUUUGAAGUUUGCAGUAAAAACAAAGACAGUACGGUUAACAAGUCAAGUGUCGGCUGGAUUCACUUGGUUCAAAGUUGACUGAAUACUCUUCUGUWCAAACUGUGACGACACGGAGAUGGAGGUGAGGUGGUUUGUCUGUAACCUGCUGCUGUGGAGUCUGCUGGCUGUCCAGGUGUGCAGCUGUCCAGAUGCUUGCAGCAAGUGUUCGGUGCCAGGAAGUGACGACUGUGAAGAGUGCAGACCUGGGUGGAGUCUUCAUAACUACACUUGUGUUGACAUUGACGAGUGCGGCGUUGAGCUGGACAACUGUCAGCUGGACAGUUACUGCUUAAACACACAAGGAUCCUUUGAGUGCAGAGAUUGUGACGUGGCCUGUGUGGGCUGUAUGGGUAGUGGACCGGCUCGCUGCAAAAAAUGUGCUCCUGGAUACAGACUGACAGGGUCCAAAUGUUUAGACAUAGACGAAUGUAGUGACCUGGUGCUCGCCUGUCAUGGUCUGGAUGAGAUUUGCGCCAACACAAAAGGCUCGUUCCGCUGUGACUGCGCUGACGGCUUCGUCCGAAACAACGGUGCUUGUGUGAAGAGACAGCUGCCUGGUGUUCAGGAGAAAGGUCUGUUUGAGGAUAUCCAGGAGGACGAACUGGAGGUGCUGCAGCAAAUGUUUUUUGGGGUGGUGCUUUGUGCGUUGGCCACACUCGCAGCUAAGGGGGAUCUGGUCUACACAUCUGUGUUUAUAGGUGCAGCGGCAGCCAUGGCGGGUUACUGGCUCUCUGAGAAAGGGGACCGUCUGAUGAACAGCUUCCUAAAGGGGCGUUAAAGCUCAGAAACUGUAACUCAAAAGACAUAUCUAACAGCAGACGUACCGUUUUGUUUCUUGUAKUUUUAAGUAUUUUAUUGUGGACGUGAAUCUGGAGCUAUGGUGCAGAAUAAAGCCUGCUCUGGCUAAUGGCAAUCAAAAACAGUAGAGUUGUAUAACAUCUGAGAUGCCGCUGAAUGAAACUGUUAAAGGCCACAAGCAGAACAAACAGACUUGGCAUGUUUUACCUUGUAAACACUUCAAACAAAGCAGGGUUAACAACAAGUUAAAAUAUUUAGUCACUGGUUGGUAGUUUUUUUUAUGAUUAUCCAUCUACUUAAAGGCUGAAAACGAGCUAAAAAAACAUCAAAGUGCUGUUUUUAAACUGUGCUUGUUCAAGAGAAGACAUGCUCCCAUUUUYACUGAGACUAGUCAAAGAUCUAUCUGCAACAGGUAAGAUAUUAACUGUUUAUACCUUUUUCACUGGUUGUGUUGUAGAAAACAUUUCAGAUUUUUUCCCCCCAUUGGCAUAAUUUACCAUAUAUACAUGCUCAAAUAAAUACUACAUGUUUUUACAA
Molecule: messenger RNA, 2039 nt
Organism: Austrofundulus limnaeus
Lineage: Eukaryota; Metazoa; Chordata; Actinopteri; Cyprinodontiformes; Rivulidae
Product: cysteine-rich with EGF-like domain protein 1
Exons: 6
Coding region: 781-1482 (233 amino acids)
Molecular function (GO): calcium ion binding
Source: RefSeq, a predicted model, not a curated record